Molecule: messenger RNA, 3416 nt
Organism: Radiomyces spectabilis
Lineage: Eukaryota; Fungi; Mucoromycota; Mucoromycetes; Mucorales; Radiomycetaceae
Product: chitin synthase-domain-containing protein
Exons: 6
Coding region: 1-3309 (1102 amino acids)
Cellular component (GO): cell septum; cell periphery
Molecular function (GO): chitin synthase activity
Source: RefSeq, a predicted model, not a curated record
AUGAGAGACCAAUCCUCUGUCAGUUCAAACCACUCAACCCAUCAGACGACGUCUCGGCCUCCCAAUACCCCUUCCCAUCAACGUGACGCUCCUUCUGAGAAAGAUGACGCUUCAAAAAUCGAUCUCGCGGAAAAAGCAAUCACGGAAAGCGAAACUCCACGCGCCGAAGAUCUUCGCCGAGCUCGGUAUUUGACCUAUACCGCCGUAAAAGAAGAGGAAGAAGCGAAACCCAAAGGAUGGAAAGGACCCGGUAGUUACUGGGUAGCGGCAAGUUGGGCUUUCACGUGGUGGGCGCCACCGUUGAUUCUGCGCGUCUUUGGAAUCCGUGACAAACAGAUGCAACAAGCUUGGCGAGAAAAAGUGGCGCUGGUUCAGAUCAUCAUAUUGCUGUGUGCGGCUGUGGGUUUUUUGACGUUUGGAUUUAAUGCCACGGUGUGCGGUCGACAGCCUAACCGGAUCAAGCCUGCCGGUGUGGCCAACGAUCAAAUCAUCAUAUCCGGUCGAGCCUUUGAUCUCAAAACCUUCCGACAUCCUACACCGUAUCCUGGUGUCCCCGGCAGCGGUGAUCUGCAAGAGUAUGGCUUGGGCGGAAAAGAUUUAUCCUUCAUGUUCCAAGUCGUCAACUACCAUUGCAAGGAUCUCUUAAUACCGCUUAUUGCCGACGAUGCCAAAGGAAAUGUCGCCAACUAUUUCCCUUGUGUUCCCAUUGAUCGUUACGAACCUGCACUUAACAGUACCGAUAACCCGAAACGCGACGGGUGCCACAUUACACGCAAAUCACGAAGAGCGCUGCGACGAUUAAAAGUCGUUGGCGAUGUAUAUUACAACUGGACAGACAUUCAGCAACCAGGCACGAGUUUAGUGGCUUUCAACGGCAAUGUUCUUGAUCUGUCACGGCUGCGGUAUCUGACACCCAAUGUUCCUUUGCCACUGUCAAUCGCCCAAUUUGUUGGUCCCGGAAGUGCAUUUAUUGGCCGCGAUGCCACCUAUUGGUUGACGACGACGGCCGAUCGGUUAAAGUUGGGUCAAUGUUUAACGGAUAUACUCAAAGUCGGCGUGUUGGACUCCAAAUCCGCUGGGUGUAUUAUUUCCGAUAUCGUGCUCUGGGUAUCGUUGGCGGUUAUUCUUGGGGUGGUUUUGAUCCGUUUUUUCCUGGCUCUGAUUUUUGGAUGGUUUUUAUCAUGGAAACUGGGGAGUAUUCGUGAGGAAACGGCCGAGGAACGGAGACAACGGCAGGAAGCCGUGCUGGAUUGGGAAAUGAACAACGUCGAAGAUAUGCAUUACCCUCGAACGCGAAGUAUUGCAUCCGUACAAGACCUGCAAAAUCCAUCUAACAACUCUCUUUCGACCACCGACAUGGAUGCUGCGGCUGCUGGCACGCCUGGAGCCGUUCACACACGUAAUAACAGUACCAGCAGCGUUUCGUCCGGCCGAGCCGCCAUGGGUACACCCAAAGCCAAACGUCGCUUUCUUCCCAUCACCUCCCGAUUUACUCAACCCAAUUCGCCGAGCCAACUGAAAACGUCGCGCUUUUACCAUGCCAACGGGAUGGAAAGUCCUCUCCGCACUACCCCAUCCUCGCCAAAUCAUAUGUCGUAUAUGCUCAACUCGAGUUUUUUCAAUACUUUCGAUUCACUGGCUCUUCCACAAAGCGGGUCGGCUUCCAAUCUUCAAGCCCAAGAGCAAUACAACUUCAAUUUUGACCUUAUUCACACCUUUAUGGUCGUCACAUGCUAUUCCGAAGGUGAAGAGGGUCUGCGCACCACCAUUGAUUCACUGGCCAAUACAGAUUAUCCUUCUUCUCACAAGCUGCUGCUCGUUAUUUGUGACGGCAUCAUUAUCGGUUCAGGCAACGGGGCGUCGACUCCCGAUAUUGUCUUGUCAAUGAUGAAGGAUGAUCUAGUUCCCCGUAACCAAGUGAAAGCCUCUUCGUACGUUGCGAUUGCCGACGGUACCAAACGACAUAAUAAGGCCAAGGUGUAUGCAGGCUACUACAGAUAUAACGACGAUCCGAGUAAAGCUCCCGAAGUCGUUCCUGAAUCCGAACAGAAGCAUGUACCUAUGAUUGUUAUUGUCAAAUGCGGUGCUGAAGCGGAAGCCAAGGAUAAAAAGCCCGGAAAUCGUGGUAAACGUGAUAGUCAAGUCAUUUUGAUGAACGCAAUGCAAAAAGUGUACAACGGAGAACGCAUGUGCGAACUUGAAUACGAAUUCUGCAAAGCCAUUAUCAAACUCACGGGAUAUCAUCCAUCAAGGUUCGAAACAUGUCUCAUGGUUGAUGCAGAUACCAAGGUUUACCCCGAUUCUUUGGCGCGUAUGAUUGCUUGCAUGUCGCGCGAUGCUACUAUUAUGGGUUUAUGUGGUGAAACAAAAAUUGCCAAUAAGGCAGACAGUUGGAUCACGGCCAUCCAAGUUUUUGAAUAUUAUAUAUCACAUCACAUGAGCAAAGCUUUCGAGUCCAUUUUUGGAGGUGUGACAUGCUUGCCUGGAUGUUUCUGCAUGUAUCGAAUCAUUGCACCCAAAGGCGACCGUUUUAUUCCGAUCUUCUGCUCUUCCGAUAUCGUCGAAAAGUAUUCCGAAAACAUUGUAGAUACAUUGCAUAAAAAGAACUUGCUACUUCUCGGCGAAGAUCGAUAUCUCACCACCCUCAUGUUGCGCACGUUUCCAAAACGCAAGAUGAUUUUUGUGCCUCAAGCGGUCUGCAAGACAGUGGUACCUGACACAUUUAAAAUUCUUCUUUCACAGCGACGACGAUGGAUUAAUUCCACGGUUCACAAUUUAUUGGAACUGGUGCUGAUUCGCGAUUUAUGUGGCACAUUUUGCUUUUCCAUGCAAUUUGUGGUAUUCAUGGAACUGGUGGGCACGGUGGUACUGCCGGCAGCUAUUUCUUUCACCAUUUAUCUUAUUAUCAUUUCAUUUUUUGUCACACCGGUGCCUCUGAUUCCUCUGUUAUUGUUGGCGGCGAUUCUUGGUUUGCCGGCCGUAUUGAUUGCGCUCACCACACGUAAAAUGGCCUACGUUGGCUGGAUGAUUGUGUACCUUGGGUCGUUACCGAUAUGGAAUCUUGUGUUGCCAGCGUAUGCGUAUUGGCAUUUUGACGAUUUCUCGUGGGGCCAAACACGUCAAGUGCAAGGAGCCGGCGAUGAAAAGAAGGAAGAUCACGGUCGACGUGAAGGUGAAUUUGACAGCACCGGAAUUAUUAUGCGUCGAUUCGAAGAAUGGGCUAGACAAGAGAGGAAACUCAUGGCAGAAAACAAAACCCCAUCGUCCCAGCUCAUUAGAGGUUACCCUGCCAUAUAUUACGGUCAUUAAAUUUUGUUUUUUUCAGCAGUGCCCAUUGUAUCAAUGCCAUUUUUCAUAUUCUACCUUUUUUCAAAAGCGUUAUCUUGCAGUAUAGUUUUACUUGUUUCUAUAAAUAC